Molecule: messenger RNA, 3742 nt
Organism: Oncorhynchus kisutch (coho salmon)
Lineage: Eukaryota; Metazoa; Chordata; Actinopteri; Salmoniformes; Salmonidae
Gene: pigw
Product: phosphatidylinositol glycan anchor biosynthesis, class W
Exons: 2
Coding region: 495-1991 (498 amino acids)
Biological process (GO): GPI anchor biosynthetic process; protein localization to plasma membrane
Cellular component (GO): membrane; endoplasmic reticulum
Molecular function (GO): glucosaminyl-phosphatidylinositol O-acyltransferase activity
Source: RefSeq, a predicted model, not a curated record
CGAGUUGGUUGGCAUAAAAGUAAACUUAUAUUUGCUUGUACUUUAUAUAUACUUUAUAUAAAGGCGAGGAGACCAAUGAUAUCAAGCCACAGCCGGCCAUGAUUACAGACACCUGUGUGUCAGUUGACGCUAUUUAAACUAGUGACCCAGCAGUGUUUGUCAUUAAAAGAUGAAGACUGUCUGUCAAAACGUUGGUUAUUAGGUUAUUCAAUUAUUGCAUCUGAGUAUAUUUAUAUAUAUAUAUAUAUACUGCUUAGCUAUCUCCUCAUGCAACAGUCUCAACUGGAUCCUGAGUAGGCUCCCGGGACACCACCACUUAACACACCCUGUAACUCUGAUGUCAAGUCUCGCACACCCAAAUACCUCUCUGCAGCUGCCACCACAACCUCUGUUUUCUACGACUUCCAUUCCAUCCCUGCAGUAUAGUUGACCUGCACACUUCUCACACCCUGCUACCACCACCUGCCCAUGAGCUUGACACCUGUAACAACGAAAUGUCAAGUCAGAAGGAAUUGAAGGAGGCGUUCGUCAGCAAUCUGAAUGGGACCAGCCUUGGGGAAGUUGCCCUGGGCUCCUUUCUGGCCCCACUGUGCCUGAUCAGCAGAGGACUGUUUCUGAUUCUAUACCAUCUGGGUAGGGGGGCGCUCCCCCUCCCCUGGAUCGCCCACCUCGUCCUGGACUUCUCCAUGAUCAUACUGCCCCUGGUCUUAUCAUGUACCGUUCUGAGUGACAUCCUUCACCUAGUCAUCCUGGGCCUGACUGUCGUGUCUGGGACUGUGCUGUGCUAUAUCUACCGUACCAAAAGGCCAACCAGGCACAGCGCAACUUCUAAGGACACUGCUGCCAAGAGCUUCUUCCAGAGCCAUGUUCAGUGCGACCAAGUGCCCUUUGUGACGAUCUUUCGAGUCCUGGUCAAUGUGAAAACGGCCAUUAGCAUUUUAGCUGUCGACUUCAGCGUGUUCCCAAGACGCUAUGCAAAAACGGAAACCUAUGGAACAGGGGUUAUGGACUUUGGUGUUGGAGCCUAUGUCCUCGCCAACGCCCUGGUCUGCCCAGAGGCACGGAGGAAGGAAGUCUCAGGAUCCAAGUUAAGCCAAGUGGUUAAACAGCUCGUGUCUGUCUGGCCCCUGGUCAUUCUAGGCUUGGCCAGGCUGGUGAGUGUGAAAAUGUCUGGUUACCACGAGCACGUGUCUGAGUACGGCGUGCACUGGAAUUUCUUCUUCACCCUAGCCAUAGUCCGAGUGGCGGCCUCUGUGCUAUUGGCUCUGUUCCCUGUCAACGGGUCAUGGCUCCUGGCCCUUCUGAUUGGAGGACUUUACCAAGUGACCCUGGAGAUGUCUGGACUGAAGUAUUCCAUCAUCCACAACAAUGACAGGACGGGAGGCUUUCUGCAAGCCAACAUGGAGGGGGUUUCAUCUGUUGUGGGCUACAUAGCCAUCUAUAUGGCAGGGGUCCAGAUUGGACUGUAUGUAAUGCGACCAAGGACACAGGUCAAAGAGUGGAUCAGAGUGAUUUGGAAUCUCUUAUUGGGAAGUGCUGUGUUGUAUACUGGCUUGAUCCUGUGUCAGGCCUCUGUUGAGCCAGUGUCUCGCAGGAUGGCCAAUCUACCGUUCUGCCUCUGGACCAUUGCCCAGUCCAUGUUUUUCUUGUCCUGUUUAGCAACUGCUGAUGUUAUUUUGUUUUUUAUGAAAACGGUAUCGGGUUGCGUAAUGGUGUCGUCUUCCUGGUAUCCUUGUAGAAAGGAAGCCUCUGUAUCUGAGGAGAAAAUGGAGAAGAAAGUUGAGGGACUUUGUCUCAUUCAAGCUGUCAAGCGUAAUCAGUUGUUGUUUUUCAUGCUUGCCAAUUUACUGACUGGAAUCACAAAUGUGCUAGUAGAUACAUUCAAUAGUAGUGAUUACAUUUCUGUGUGUGUUUUGCUGUCAUACAUGUUCAUAAAUAGUUUUGCAAUAUAUAUUUUACAUCUCAUGAAAAUCACAGUAAAAUUCUGGUAAGCACAGUGCCAUUCUCUUUACAAUACCUGCCUGUUCUUCUUAUUUUAAUUAAGUCAAAGACUUAUUCCAAUACACUGUAGUGUUUUGUUACAUUGUUUUCCAUAUUAUAGUUGGUGUUAAAGGUCCCGAACAGUCAUUCUGAUUCCCAUGUAAAAUAGCCUUUUGAGUACCUAAAAUAUCACCCAUAAUUUAAUAAAAAAUGUUCUCUCAUGGCUAACUACCAGGAAGUUAGAAAAUACAGGCUGAGUGGGCAGGGAUCUUAUAUUCAUGAGUUUCCCUUGACAGACAGCUCGUUGAAACACCUACAUCAUCAUGCAACGUGGACACAGUGUUGCAGUAAAAUCAUCUCAAGGUAAUUUUGGUGAAACACAAAACAACUCAAAACAUCACUAACCACGUUUUCAUCCCGUUUUAAAAGAAAAUCCUGACAGCUGUGAUGAAAACUGGUAGUUUCAGGACAAUCUUUGUAAAUGCCGACAGAAUUUGUUCGUUCGACAUGCUGGGAUCUUUUUUGUGUCUGUAAAAUUAAUUAUGUGAGAAAUGGUGUUGGAAUUUGUGGAAAAAUAUCAAAGUUAACUUGGAGUCACUCGAUGAUAUGUUGUGUAGUACGCCCACUAUGACCCCAUGGAACCGUGCAGUUUAUUAGGCUACAGAUGAAAUAAAUGAUGAUGAACUUCACGGGGUGGUGAAAGUGCACGGUGAUGAGUUUUAUGCACAAAAUACGUUUUUAGAUGUACUUCGUUCAAUUUUGGAUUGUAGCUACACCUAAUGGAAACAGAUUAUUUUUACUUUAAAUUGUUAUUACAGAUAUACUUCAUUUGUUGUUCAAACAAAUAAUAAAUGUGUCAGAUUCACCAAAUGUAUUUAAGUAUUCGUGUUUCUAACACAGAAAGCGAUAUGUUGUGUGGUACGCCCACUAUGACCCCUUGGAACCGUGCAGUUUAAUCGGCUACAGAUGAAAUAAAUGAUGAUGAACCUCACAGGGUGGUGAAUAUGCACGGUGAUGGACUUGAUGUUCCUUUCCAAUAAAUAUCGAGGGUCUUAUUCUGGUGACAUGAUGAUCGAUGCUUGGCUGCUGUUUAACAAAUACUAUUUUGUUUAAUCCCAUCGUGUAGACUAUACCCACAUUGUAUCUGCCAGCUGUUGGCUGGAGCGCACAUGCCAAGACCAGAGGGCACAAUCCCUAAUAUAACGCAAAAUGUUUUGCGACAAAACCUUCAGUGGAGUUGAAAAUGUGAUGGAAACUCAUUUCGCUUGUAUUUUUUUAUUUGGUACGUGGGAAUUGAACAAAAGUCAUUUUGAUGUGCACCACGUCAUCACGCACAGCCAAGUACAUUUGAUGGAAAAUACAUCUCUGGUGGGGAAAUGCACAUAUUGUUUUUUAUGCAGGUUUUAGAAUAUUAGCAUGAAAAUCGGUCGCCAUUUGGAUGAAAACCUAGCUACUGAUGUCAAUUUGUUUUAUGCUUCUCCCGUUUGGCAUGUCUGUUGCUAUGUGGUUUACAGCAGCACUGACGGAUGUAUUGACAUGACAACUGUGUCAGAGUUUUGAACUAACCCUUCCUCCCUUCCUCCCUCCCUCCCUUCCUUCCUUCCUUCCUCCCUCCCUCCCUUCCUCCCUCCCUUCCUUCCUUCCUCCCUCCCUCCCUCCCUUCCUUCCUUCCUUCCUCCCUCCCAAAAGUUGCCAUUGUAAAUAUUAUGCAAAUAUGUUGUACAAAUAUGAUCUCUUGAUAAUAAACUACUUUGAAAUGUUU